Oppiella nova is the source of this 435-nucleotide messenger RNA. The record is from the annotation of a GenBank genome assembly. NCBI's taxonomy places the organism in Eukaryota, Metazoa, Arthropoda, Arachnida, Sarcoptiformes, Oppiidae.
AUGGUGGCAAUGGAUUCACACUGCAUCUUAUCGAUCGUGGAGGGAGGGCUGCACCACUACCAGGGCCCGCACGGUGGGGGUGGCGGUGGUGGUGGUGGUCGGAGACCCGGCACUGGUAUUAGUGAGUGCACCGAAACUCACAGUCCGAUUCACAUGCAGUUACAGGACUCGGACCUGUGGAAGGAGUUUCACCGCAAGACCAAUGAGAUGAUUGUCACCAAAAGCGGACGUCGUAUGUUUCCCGUAAUAAAGCUAAACGUGGAGGGCCUGGAGCCGCGGGCCAUGUACUCCGUAGCCAUAGAGUUCGUACAGAUCGGUGCCCACCGUUGGAAGUAUAUGAACGGCGAUUGGGUGGCCGGCGGUAAGUCGGAGCCGGCGCCCCAACAGUCGCAGUCGCUGUACAUACACCCGGAGUCCCCCAACUUUGGCGCCCAU